UUUAUAUAGGGUCCCAUUCUUGUAUCAUAAAUCUCCCUGUUAAGGCUGUAAGAUAGGACUCCUGCACCUCACAUCAUCAUGGAGAUGACCGAUGGAGCAGGUGUUCUGACCCAAAAGAAUGAUUAUUCAGUGUGGGCGAUUCCACCUGAAGAUGUGAGAGAAAGGCUGAAGAAGUUGAUGGGGGGUCUUAGAUCAGAGUUCGGUGGGCCUGAGAUAUUCCAGCCACAUAUAACUGUUGUCGGUGCUAUGAGCUUAACGGAGCAGGAAGCUUUGGAGAAGUUCAGGUCAGCUUGUGAAGGGCUCAAGCCUUAUCAUGCGAAGGCUGAUAGUGUAGUUGCCGGGGCUUUUCCUUCUCAGUGCCUUUAUUUGCUCUUUCAGUCAACGCCUGAGGUCAUGGAUGCCAGUGCACACUGCUGUAGGCAUUUUGGAUACAAGAGGUCUAAUCAGUACAUGCCCCGUCUUAGCCUUCUUUACGGGACUCUAACAAAAGAAGAGAAGAAGAAGGCUCAAGAAAAAGCUUAUCUUCUUGAUGAGAGCAUCAAUGGCAUGAACUUCCAGGUAAGUCGCCUGGCUUUGUGGAUAACAGACCGUGAAGACAAAGGAAAUUUGGAAACGUGGAAGCUGAUUGCUGAGUGCAGCCUUAGCCCCAACUAGUUCUUCAAUUCUUCUUUCUCAAGGCAUAUAGUUAGAAUAAGACAUACCACCAAGUGCUCUUCAGCUGUAUGAGCACUUGGUUGGGUAUGCAAAUUUAUUACCAGUGGACUUAGCUGGGCAGGAAAUUUGCUUUUUUAUGUACUAGAAUGCUAUAUAUCAUGACUUUAAUGAAUACAGUAUAGAUUUAUUCAGCAA
This is a messenger RNA of Populus trichocarpa (black cottonwood), 849 nucleotides long. Its product is annotated as cyclic phosphodiesterase. Gene Ontology annotation, molecular function: 2',3'-cyclic-nucleotide 3'-phosphodiesterase activity. The transcript is spliced from 3 exons. Gene Ontology annotation, biological process: cyclic nucleotide metabolic process. The record is from RefSeq and is a predicted model, not a curated record. The coding region runs from base 79 to 654 and encodes 191 amino acids. NCBI's taxonomy places the organism in Eukaryota, Viridiplantae, Streptophyta, Magnoliopsida, Malpighiales, Salicaceae.